AAAGAUAAACUUUUCCAGAGAUAGAAAUAAAAAAAUCUGACAACGAAGAAGAAGAAGACAUAAGAAAAUUCUGAGCCUUUCAAUUCAUUCAUAUACGAUUACGCGUUCUUCUUCUUCCUUCUUCCUUCUCUCUUUCCCAGAAAGUAUCAUUGAAACCCUUUUUUCACUUUUUCUUCUGACUUUUUUUUUCUCUUUCUUCGCUGAAGAAUCUUUAGUUUUCAUUUUUAGAUUCUGUUUUCUUCUUCGUAUAAACAUAUAUAAAGUUUCGAUUUUUUUUCGAUUCUGGGUACACGAGAUUAAACCCCCCCCCCUCCUUUUCCAUGGCCUCCGCGGCGAUAUUCUCAUCUCUCCGACGGAGGAGAUCGCCGUCUCUGGAAGCUUUUCUUGCCCCCGUUGACCUUUCCGGCGUAGCUCUUGUUCAAACCCUAGCUUCCAUUUCAACAGAAGUCGUAUCUUGUUUCAGCGGCGUUAGAUUCACGUUCCAACGCAAGAACGCUCGUUCUCUGAUUCGCAAGAUCGAGAUCUUCGUCGUCUUGUUCGAAUUCCUCGCGGAUUCGAAUUGGGGGUCAAGAAUUAAAAGAAGAGGAAGCAGCUCUGUUUUUUUCUCCGAAUCAACGGCGUUGCUCUGUUUAAAAGAGCUUUACCUUCUUCUCUACCGCUCCAAGAUCCUCAUCGAUUACUGCGCUCAAUCUAGUAAGUUAUGGCUAUUGCUACAAAACCCUUCAAUUUCUGGGUAUUUCCAUGAUUUAAACCAAGAAAUCUCCACUCUUUUGGAUGUUUUCCCUGUCAACGACCUCUGUUUAAGCCAAGACAUCACAGAGCAAUUCGAGUUGUUGCAGAGACAGUCGAGGAAAUCGAAACUGUACAUCGACAAAAACGACGAGUCCUUACGCGAAACGUUUUAUUCCUUUCUUUAUGCGUUCGAGAGCGGUGAGAUUCCGAGUCCUGUUGAUCUGAGAUCCUUCUUCGUCGAGAAACUGAAGAUUAAAGACUCUGAGAGUUGUAGAAACGAAAUCGAGUUUUUGGAAGAACAGAUUGUGAAUCACGACGGUGACUUGGAGCCUACUGGAUCAGUGAUUAACGGGUUUGUAGCGAUUACAAGGUACUGUAGGUUUCUGUUGUUUGGAUUCGAAGAAGAUGGUUUGGAGUGGUGGAUUGAGAAUCCUAAGAAGCCACGAAAAGGGUUCGUUGCUCAGGAGAUUGGGGACACGUUUAUAACUGUGCCAAAAGAUUUUGUUUGUCCCAUCUCUCUUGAUUUGAUGACAGAUCCUGUGAUUAUAUCUACAGGGCAGACUUAUGAUCGGAGCUCUAUAGCUAGGUGGAUUGAAGAAGGGCAUUGUACUUGUCCUAAAACAGGACAAAUGCUUAUGGAUUCGAGGAUUGUUCCUAACCGAGCUCUUAAGAAUUUGAUUGUUCAAUGGUGUACAGCUAGUGGUAUAUCUUAUGAGUCUGAGUUUACUGAUUCUCCUAAUGAGUGUUUUGCUUCAGCUCUUCCUACUAAAGCUGCGGUUGAAGCUAACAAAGCUACUGUAUCGAUUCUUAUUAAGUAUUUAGCAGAUGGUUCUGAAGCAGCUCAGACAGUUGCGGCUAGGGAGAUACGUCUUUUAGCUAAAACGGGAAAAGAGAACCGUGCGUUCAUUGCGGAAGCGGGUGCGAUACCGCACUUGUGCCGUCUUCUUAAAUCCGAAAACGCUAUUGCGCAGGAGAAUUCAGUGACAGCGAUGUUGAAUCUAUCGAUUUAUGAGAAGAACAAGAGUCGGAUCAUGGAGGAAGGUGAUUGUUUGGAGUCUAUAGUAAGUGUUUUAGUUUCAGGUCUCACAGUUGAAGCGCAAGAAAACGCAGCAGCUACAUUGUUCAGUCUCUCUGCUGUACAUGAGUAUAAGAAACGGAUAGCGAUCGUUGAUCAAUGCGUUGAGGCGUUAGCCUCGCUGCUUCAGAACGGGACACCGAGAGGGAAGAAAGAUGCGGUUACAGCGUUAUAUAACUUAUCGACACAUCCAGAUAACUGCAGUAGGAUGAUUGAAGGAGGAGGUGUGUCUAGUCUCGUUGGAGCACUCAAGAACGAAGGCGUAGCUGAGGAAGCAGCAGGAGCUUUGGCUUUGUUAGUAAGACAAUCUCUUGGCGCUGAAGCUAUAGGGAAAGAGGACUCCGCUGUGACGGGGCUCAUGGGGAUGAUGAGAUGCGGAACACCGAGAGGGAAAGAAAACGCGGUCGCUGCGUUGCUCGAACUCUGUAGGAGCGGUGGAGCAGCUGUAGCGGAGAAAGUGUUGAGAGCACCUGCCAUUGCGGGGUUACUUCAAACGCUUUUGUUUACCGGGACAAAACGGGCUAGACGUAAAGCAGCAUCGCUUGCUCGUGUUUUCCAAAGGCGGGAAAACGCAGCGAUGCGGUCUGGUGGUUACGGGUUUGUAGGGAAUUCGAAUGGUAAUAGAGACGGUAGUUUUACAACCGAUGUCUCUGUACCGAUAUCAAUCUCAAUCUCCGUACCUGUGUUGUGAUAUCUAUAUGGUUUAGUGAAAAAGUUCUAAAAGAGGUACUCUUUUUUGUUGUUGGUUGGUGGUGUUUGUUUCAUUCACUGUAUGUCUAUAUUAUAUACAUUUAUUGGUUGGGAAAGGUAUAAUACAAGUAAUAUUUUAGAGGUGAUGAAAAAGAUAACAAAAAAAGAUUUGUGUAUGGGUCUUUUCUUGUAUGUGUAUUGUAUUUGGAUGUAUAAGCUAUGAAAACCUCAGCAUUGUGAUCGUUUACUAAAUAAAGAACUUGCUUUUCUGUA
Messenger RNA from Camelina sativa (false flax), 2770 nucleotides. Its product is annotated as U-box domain-containing protein 17. NCBI's taxonomy places the organism in Eukaryota, Viridiplantae, Streptophyta, Magnoliopsida, Brassicales, Brassicaceae. The record is from RefSeq and is a predicted model, not a curated record. Gene Ontology annotation, molecular function: ubiquitin-protein transferase activity; protein binding. Gene Ontology annotation, biological process: protein ubiquitination.